Molecule: messenger RNA, 3250 nt
Organism: Limulus polyphemus (Atlantic horseshoe crab)
Lineage: Eukaryota; Metazoa; Arthropoda; Merostomata; Xiphosura; Limulidae
Gene: Naa60
Product: N-alpha-acetyltransferase 60-like
Exons: 8
Coding region: 462-1172 (236 amino acids)
Biological process (GO): N-terminal peptidyl-methionine acetylation
Cellular component (GO): Golgi membrane
Molecular function (GO): protein-N-terminal amino-acid acetyltransferase activity; histone acetyltransferase activity
Source: RefSeq, a predicted model, not a curated record
AUCGUCAUAUGUAUCACUAAUAUUAUCAUAGUCGACUUAACGAUAAGUUAUUAAUAACAUUGAAAAUUUUGAAUUAGUUCACAUUAUGUUAUUUAUCUGGCUUUCCUUAUUUUUUUCUUCUUAAUCUCCCAGAGUCUUAUCGAUCAUCAUUUGUUUAUAAAUCCCCAAAAUUAAGAACUGAAUGUCCAAAGGAUUCAGUUUUUGAAGAAGGAAAUGUCAUACUCAGUGAGUGAAAACUGAGACUCUCCAUUGGAGUUCUUAAUUCUUCAGAAAAUUACUUGGAACAUUGCACCACUCCACAGUUCAUCUGAAAAAUAGCCAAAAAUGGAUUGUGAGGUCUAAAUUCCAUUUACAUGUCCUGGGUAUCUUGCCCUUUCCAAUCCUGAUAUAGCCAAUGAAGCAAAGAUAGAGAUUGUUUUAUAUGUUAAUUCCCUGUGAGGAAUGGUGGCAGAAAAAGCUGAAUGACUCGUGUGCCACUGUGUAAUGACAGCAAUGUCCAGCUUCGAUUUUUGGUUCCUGAAGACCUUCCUGAGAUUAAGAAGCUGUGCAGAGAGUGGUUUCCUAUUGAAUACCCUCAUAGCUGGUAUGAAGAUAUAAGUUGCAACAGAAAAUUCUUCUCCCUUGCAGCUGUAUACAAGUUCCAAAUCAUUGGGUUAAUUGUAGUGGAAAUAAAACCACAGGGUAAAUGUAACAAAGAGGAUCAAGGCCUUCUUUCAUCUCACUUUCCCAAAACAUCAUUAGUAGCUUAUAUUUUAACUCUGGGUGUAGUACAAGAAUUUCGAAGAAAUGGAAUAGCUACUUUACUGCUGGAUAGUGUAAUAUCUCAUCUGACCAAUAGUUCUGAAACUGCUGACUGCAAAGCAAUAUACCUGCACGUGUUGACCACUAACACUACAGCCAUUCAGUUCUAUGAACAGAGAAAGUUUAAAGUUCAUUCAUUCCUCCCCUUGUACUACAAUGUCCAUGGAGUUGCAAAGGAUGGUUACUCUUAUGUUCUGUAUGUAAAUGGAGGACAUCCACCCUGGACUAUAUUAGACUACCUGAAACACUGGGGACGGACAAUAUCACGUAUAGAACUGUGUUCCUUGCCUAAACAUCUAAUGACAGCAAUUGGUACAGUGAUUGCCAGUAUUCUACCAACAGGACUAAGGAGCAACCUUUCAGUUAGCUGAUAAUGUGUGAUUGAUGCUCUUAGCAUCAUUGAACAUUUCAAUUGUCAGAUCUCUCAGUACUUGUUAUGAGACACUGCUUCAUGUUCCAGUAGAAUGCUAUCAAAUGGUACAGAUCAAUGUGAUGAAUUUUAGCUAUGUUGACCAGACAUUGCAACAAUUAUUGAUGCAUGAAAGAAUAGCAUCGGUUUUGAGUAAAUGAAACUGGCUGUAAAUGUAGAUUAGGAGCUAUGAGUGAUUUUUAAUUUUUAUGAUUCUGUACAGUCAAACAGUUAAUGAUCAGUCAGAUACUGUAACUUAAUUGCCUUCAAAGAAUAUAAUUAAUUACAUUUUUUGUAAGUGUCAGAGUUUUUAACACAAGGCUUUACUCUCAUUUGAAGCAACUUAGAAAUCUAUCAAGAUAUGAUAUCAAUAAUGAAAUAAAGUUUGUGUAAUUAUCAACCAAGUUAAGCUUUAUAACUAGGAUUGAUAUUCUAUACAUGUAGAUAAUAUCAGAACCUUAGUCACAUAAAGUACAGUUUAACUUGUCAAGUAAACUGUGUAUACUGUAUAAGCUAUAGUCCUGACAAUCAAAGCAUAUGAAAAGAACCAAGAUGUUGAAGAUUAAGAGUUAGCAGUUUCUAUAGUAUUUAAUAGGCAUUUGUUGGACAUAUUUUUAUCCUAACCUUUUUGCAAAUCAACUGUGCAGAGGAACAAUUUUUAUUAUAUUUAUACAUAUAAAAUAAUGGAUGUAACUUAGACUAAAGCAUUAAGAUUCUAUACUUCUUCAUUAUAUGAAAUAGUUAAAUAGAAUGCAUGUAACCCAGACUGAAAUGUUACAAGCUGCACAUUUAUACACAAUGUGAAAUACUCAUAUAUAAAAUAUAUAAUCUAGAUUGAAUGUUUCAUUUAAUAGUAGCUUCACACUUGUGCAGUAUUUAUCAUACUUUUGUAAAUUGUAUGUAAUUCAGACUAUAAUAUUAAAUACAAAUCAUCUUUAAUAGUAGAUGGAACAUUUGUGAAGAAACUGGUCAGAGAAACAUGUUUCUUGGAGAUAUAGAUUUACCUGUAACCUGAUAUACAAAAAAGCAUGUACAUUUUGUGAUAUAAAAGAGAACAUGACUGUGUUAUGAUGUUGAUAAUUUUUGUAUUUCAUUUGUUAUAAUACCUCUGUAUUUUACUGAAUUUUCAUAAUUAGUUUUUUUAUCAGUCUCUUGAUAUAUAUUAGUUCUUUUAGGACUGUUUCCAUUAGUGUGUACAUAUAUAUAUAUAUAUCAAAUAUGCUGAAUACUAAUGUGUAUGAUACAGGGUUUGCACAGAGCUUGAAAAGUCCUUAAAUUUCAUGGUUGUUUUGAAAAAUUCCUUAACAUUAUAAUUCCCAUUAAAAAGCCCUUUAAUUUCAACAAGAUCACUUGAAAAAUCCUCAAAGGAAAGUAUUCUAUAAAAUUUUGAGUAAUAUUUUUCCCACGACCUAAAACUGUUUUGCUUAAGUGAUUUUCUAGUGUUGAAUGUAAAGUGAAAGAGUGAGCAGUGGAUGAAUUAAAUGCUGUAUUAUCCUGUAUUUUAUCAUGAGAAAGUGCAUAUUUUGUAGGAAAUGAUUAGACCAUGAUGAAUUUUAAGAAAAUGCAAAGGAUUUUGAGAUAAAGUAUGUUGUGAAACUUGCAAAAAAAAAGUAAUUUAUCUGUACAAGGUGGGUGAAAGUAUUCUAAGAUUGCAAAUGCAAAGUGAAAAGUUUCAGAAAAACAGCAGUACUUUGAGGCUAUCUUUCAAUUCUUUUUUUUUUCAAUUCUUCUGCAGGAUUUAUUUCUGCAAAAAACAGUACACUGGAUCCUGUGAACUGUGGAAGAUAAUCUUAUGUCAACAAUUUCAUGAAUAGCUGUUGUUGAAAGCCCUUGAAAAACAGCAGAUGAAGCUUUGAAAAGUCCUUGAAAUUUAUCAUGAUGCUUGUGUGCGAACCCUGUGAUAAUAUAAUUUGUUCAGUACAUUUUUGAAAAGUAACUAAAUAAGAAAUACAAGUCCUGUUAUGUAAUUAGUUUCAGUAUGGAUAUGUACAUUAAACCUGUUAAUAAAAUAAAUGAGGUCCUCAUAUUUUUUAAAGUUGC